Molecule: messenger RNA, 4964 nt
Organism: Astrephomene gubernaculifera
Lineage: Eukaryota; Viridiplantae; Chlorophyta; Chlorophyceae; Chlamydomonadales; Astrephomenaceae
Source: the annotation of a GenBank genome assembly
GCUAGACCUCAAGGAGCGUUAUAACCGUUCGAAAGGACUUUUUAUUUAGUUGACAGUCUUUACGCUGCUGCAUCUCCUGCAAGCGACUACGCAACCGCUGAUGAAGGCCCCACGUGUUUCCACUCAUACAAAUUCUGUACAACUAGAGACAGCACAAGGAGAGCUUCCUUCUACUGGCGCUUAACCGGGGCGCAACUCCUCAGUUCCAGCGUGGGCUUGUAGCAGGCGGGAGCAAUGCCGGCAAGCAGCGUUGGAGACAGCGAGACACGGAGUGUUAAUAGCUUCGCAAGUAGUUUCAGCCAGCGUUCAUUCUUCGGCAAGCUUAAUAAGUAUGAGCUCAAGAGGCGCUUUUACGAAAAGCUGGAUGACUUCAAGAAUAAAGUUCUUCUACAUAAGGAACAAGGCUUCAUCGUGUACCGCGCCCGCUGCAUGUACAGCGGCGGCGUGGUGGUGCUCAAGGGCUACAGCCGCGAGAGCCUCACGCUGCAGACGCGGCAGCGGGUGUUCAGCGAGGUGUCGCUGCUGCAGCGCGCGCAGUGCCCCUUCAUUCUAAAGUGCUUCGACUCCUUCGAGGACCAGGGUUGGUGGUGGCUGGUGCUUGAGAACUGCGCGGCGGGCGACCUGUACCGCAUCGUGCAGCAGAGCGGACCCAUUCGGGAGGAGGGAUGGCUGGUGUCGCAGGUUCUGCUGCCCAUCCUCCAGACGCUGGCCUACCUGCACGCGGAGGGGGUCAUACACCGGGACAUCAAGCCCGAGCACGUGUUAUUCAACAGCGAGAAGGUGGCCAAGCUGUCCGGGUUCUUCCUGUCGUGGGACGUCAACAGAUACAGCUACCCCAAGGACAUGGUGGGCACGCUGGACUACGUGGCGCCCGAGGUGUUUGUGCUGAACGGCCCCAACGCCAAGCAGCAGCAGGUGACGCACUACGACUACAAGGUGGACAUCUGGGGUGUGGGUAUCAUGUCGUACGACGUGCUGGUGGGCUCCCCGCCCUUCAACACCGACGACCCCAACACCACCGUGGAAGCCAUCCUGCUGCGCGAGGCGGAGUACCCCGACUUCAUGAGCGAUGAUGCGGUGGACUUCAUUGACCAGUGUCUCACCAAGGACCCCGCCAAGCGCCCCACCGCCCGGCAGCUGCUGACACACCCCUGGAUCCGCGCCAACCUGGACUGGGAGCCGCCCGAGGAGUUCGACGACCCCAUCCCCAACAUCGACUUCAGCUACUAUCGAGUGGGGGGGCAGGCGGGGGAGGGGCUGGAGGACAGCGGGGACGAGGAGGAGGACGGGCGCAGGUGGUACAACCCGCUCACCUGGAUCAAGCGCCGCACCAGUCUGGAGGACCUGCUGGCGCCCGACCCGCACGACACACCCCCCGCACCGCCGCCGGGACCGGGAGCAGGCGGGCAGCCGGGAGGGGGCGGGGGAGGAGGGGUGGCGGGGCCGAGGGGGGGAGCGGGAGCAGCAGGGGGCUGGCGGCUGACGCACUCGCUGUCGCAGCUGGCCAGGAACUUCAUGGGAAACAGGGUGCAGGUUGCUCCCGACCAGCAGCCCAGUCCGCUCACCGGCGGCAGCAGCGGACUGGGCGGCUUGUACGACAUAUCCUCCUCCCCCGCAGCAGCAGCAGCAGCAGCAGCAGGCGGGCUUGGCGGUGGUGGGCUGGGUAGCAGCAGUGGCAGCAGUGACGGCGGGGUGGCUGAGGGCGGCGGCAAGAAGGCGUUUCAGAUGCUGCCGGGGCGCAGCAUGAAGCGGGAGGACCUGCAGGGGGUGCCCGAGGGCGACGAGGAGGGACUGGACCCGGAGAGCGGCCAGCAGCUGCUAGGGGGUGGUGGGGGUGUUACCAACGGCAGCGGCCGCAUGACAGGUGGCAGUGGCAGCGGCAGCGGCACCCCUGCCGGACUCCCGGUGGUGGGCUCCCUGAAAGCCUCCUUUAGCAGCAGCCAGCAGCAGCAGCAGCGGCCGUACAGCCCGCCUUCCAGGCCAGGCACGCCGCUGCAUGGGGCGAAUGGCGUCGCCGCCGCCGCCACUGAGCCGGCGGCCAAGACGACGCCGACGUGGCUGACGAGCGACGUCAAUGGCGGCCGCUGCGACAGCGGCAGCAGCAUGACGGCGGCGGCGGCCGCCGCCGCCGCGGCGCUACUGGCGAGUGGCGGCGGCUCGGGUAAGAAGCUGGCGGUGGCCUGUGCGAUAGAGUACGGCAGUGGUGGAGGCGGCGGAGGUGGCGGCGCGAUGACUCCAACCAAGGCUCCGGCCUUCCUGCCGUACCCCGCGGCGGCGGCGCCGGUGCCGCCGACGCUGCCGAGCAGCCAAGGCGGCGGUGAUGACGUCACACUGGUCCAAAACGUCGAUACCGCCGGCGCCGGCGCCAUUGAGGUCGCGCCUGGCGGCGGCGGCGGCAUUGGUCGUACGACUGCUGCUGCCGUACUGCCGCGACGGCUGGUCAACCCCAAUGCACACGACUCGGCGACGAGCAGUGAGAUGCGCCGCAGCGGCAGCAGUAACGCCAGCAGGGCCAGUCCUCGCAUUCCCGCGGCCCCGCCCUUUACCGACACCGCUGCCGCGGUACCAGACGCUGGCAGCAACAUCAGCAGCCCCAAAGGAACCAUCGCUGCCGCCGCCGCCACCGCCGCCGCCGCCGCCGCUGCAGGUGCUGCUGCUGCUUCUUCGCCCUCCUCUCCCGCGUCGCUGCUCCAGCGCGGCGGCAGUGGAGAGGGCUCCGACCUGCUGCCGCUGCUGCCCUCGGAAAAGCUGCACAUGGCGGCGUCAGAGGACAGCGUCGUACUGCCCUCACCGGUGCCGGUGCCGCCGCCGGUGCCGGUGCCGUCACGUCUGGGGCCGGGCGGUAGUGGCAACGGCAGCGGCGGAGGGUCGCCCGGGGUGUCUGGCUCGAUCCCCGCUGCGAGUGCUGCUGCCGGCGGCGGCGGCGGCGCGGCGACGGCAGCAGCGGUGGCAGCCGCAGUAUCUGGGGCUGCUGUUGCUGCUGCGUCUGUGACGUCCCCUGGGCGGCCGUUGCCGCAUCUGAGCUCUGCGGUGAUCCAAUCUGUGGAGGAUGAGACGGCUCCCGGACCCGAGGCUACCCAUGCUUCCUCCCCCUUCCUGGUUCCCUCCUGCUCCGGCAUGUCCUCAGCCGGCCAGCCCUCCGCCACCGCUGAGGACCUGCGCGCCGCAACCGCCGCCCUCUCCUCCUCAGCUCACAUAGCAGCAGCCAACAUGGCAUCAGCCAACAUCGCAACAGCAGUGGCGGCGGCGGCAGCAGCCCUCUCGUCCUCUCCCUCCACCGCUACCAAGCCUGCUGCUUCCGGGCUGUCUGGCACACCCAGGAUUACCGCAGCAGCUGCAGCUGCUGCUGCGGCGGCUGCACCCAUGCCGACAACAGCUGCUGCCCUAGGUGCUGCUGCUGCCGUAUCAGCACCUCAAACUAACACCACCAGUACGAAUAGCCGUCCUACGGCUGCUGGUGCUGCCGGCGGUGCUGCUGCUGCUGGCAGUGUUGCUGGUUUGGCGCCUGGGGAGGCCUUCCUGCCUUCCUCCACCUCCUCCACCUCGGUGACGGCAGCCAUUGCUGCUGCGGCUGCGGCUGCUGCUGCUGCACCUACCGGAUCUUCAUCUUCAUCAGCUGCUGCUGCUGCUGGCAGCAGCAGUGUCACAGCAGCAGCAGCAGCAGCAAGCGGGGUUGUUGCUGAGCCGCAGCAGCAGGCGCAGCAGCAGGGGCAGCAGCAGGGUCAGGUGCUGCUGCCGGUGUUGCCGGCGGGGGGCAGCAGGACCACCCCCAGGGAGCGGGAGGACGCCCGGCUGCUGACGCAUACCUCGGAUGGGGGGGAGGCGUGAUGAGGGCCGUCGAUGGGUGGGACAGGAAGAGGGGGUGUUAGGGGCGUGGAUGGUGGGCAGAUGGGCGGAUCCUGAUUAGGCAAAGAGCGCAUGCAAGGUGGGGAGGGUGGCUGCUGACAGAGGGUAGUGGGGUUGCCGGCUUGGGCGUAGGACCAAGGUCGGCCCAAGGCAGGGCAGGGCAGGGAACGACCGGUACCUAGCAACAGCAGGGGCUCCCUGGGGCUCACAAGCAGUGCGGCAGCUGGCGACUCCGCGUUGUGGAAGGGGGAACACCGCUGUGAAUAGGGGCGUGGAGAGGGGGCAUGGUGCGCUGGGGCGAGAGAUCUUGGGGGGUUUGUCCUGUGGACGUUUUUUGCAGUUGGUUGUUGGCCGCAGUGGAGCUAUAAUUGGGAACCGGUGGGCCUUGCAGUUUGAGGUGGGUCGAGGGAGAGUGCACGACGAUGGUGGAGGUCGGGAAUGCGGGUUUCGCAUGGAAAGAGGAAAUGCGCGGUAGAGCGAGUUGGCGAGUUGGGGAUGAUGGUGUUUAUCAGAGCCCCGUUUUGUGGAAACGGUGGCAGUUGUCCGUUGCAAACACAUGGGCACGGAGAUUCGUCUCGGAAUGAUAGUUGCAUCUAUGGUCGCGAGCAUAGACACGUUGCUUGACACGACGUUUGCAGGGGCGAGCGAGCUCCUGACUCCAUUGCUUCUUUCCCACUCUCUCUUUCUUUCUCUUUGAAGAAGUAACGAAGAGGGGAAACAUGGACCUAGUAACGGGUUGGAGGUCCGUACGGUUGGAGAGCGGAGGCUGUUAUCGUGCAAAACUGUGUGGCCUGUGCGGCCUAUAUACGCCUCCCUCUGUAUGAGUUGUAUCCCUCUUCAUGUUUGCUUCGUGUGGCAGCUGCUGUGUGCUGCUUUCGAAGGUGCUGUGUUGUGGGGCCUGUAUCCAACCGGGAUGUGUGUGCAGCAUCAGCUGGUUGGAGUACGACAGGCCCUUAGAAAGAUUUUGAAAGAGGGUAGGGAGCUUCGAAGCGUUGAAAUAUGACCUAGCGAGUGACUGUGCGAGACGGGAGCAGGUUUGAGAAGUGUCCGGUGUGAUCGUAUAAAGGCGGAGCCGGCAGCAGCAGCAGUGGGUGUAUGUUGAUCCCGCUUCCAACAGU